UUGGUUCCGGCCUAGCAGUUGGGUCCGGCCAUCGCUCGCCACCCGGCCCACUGCGGCGCCCUCGGAGCGCCGAGCGCCUGCGGCCGUCGCGAUUGGGUGGCUUGUGUCCGCUGCCAUGGCGGCCGCGCGGGCCCUGGUGGCGAAGGGGCCCUGCUGGCUCCGGCGCGGCCCGAGCGUCCGGCUCCCCGCGCGCUUCUGCAGCCGGGGGCCGGCCGGGGAGGGGCGGCCGGAGUCCGAGGCGCCGCUCACCCGCACGCAGCAGCGGGACGGCAUCAGGAACAUUGUCUUGAGCAAUCCGAAGAAGAGGAAUGCCUUGUCACUUGCAAUGCUGAAGUCUCUGCAAAAUGACAUUCUUCAUGAAGCCGAAAGCAAUGAUCUGAAAGUCAUUGUCAUUUCAGCCGAGGGGCCUGUUUUUUCUUCUGGGCAUGAUCUGAAGGAACUGACCAGUGAGCAAGGCCGAGACUACCAUGCUGAAGUGUUUCAGACGUGUUCCGAGGUCAUGAUGCUGAUCCGGAACCACCCCGUCCCCAUCAUUGCCAUGGUCAAUGGCUUGGCCACAGCUGCCGGCUGUCAGCUGGUGGCCAGCUGUGACAUUGCCGUGGCCAGCGACAAGGCCUCUUUUGCCACUCCUGGGGUGAACGUCGGGCUCUUCUGUUCCACCCCCGCGGUUGCCCUGGGGAGAGCAGUGCCCAGAAAGGUGGCCUUGGAGAUGCUCUUCACCGGGGAGCCCAUCUCCGCGCAGGACGCUCUGCUGCACGGGCUGCUCAGCAAGGUGGUGCCCGAGCCGCAGCUGCAGGAAGAGACCGUGAGGAUCGCGACGAAGAUCGCCUCCCUGAGCCGCCCCGUGGUGUCCCUGGGCAAGGCCACCUUCUACAAGCAGCUGCCCCAGGACCUGAAGACGGCCUACUGCCUGACCUCCCAGGCCAUGGUGGACAACCUGGCCCUGCGGGACGGGCAGGAGGGGAUCACGGCCUUCCUGCAGAAGAGGAGGCCCGUCUGGUCCCACUGAGCCCGCGAGAACGGACCCCCGGCGCGGAGCCCACCGCCUGCCUCCCCAUCCCAGCCACUGCCGCUGCCUCUCAACAGCUGACAGGCUGCUUUUAUUAAUACUGGUUUCACAUUAAUAGUCCUUUAUGACAGUCCUUUAUGAUAGUCCUUUUAAUAAUAUUAAAAGCCAUGAAUUCAUGGGGAGAGGAUGAGUGGAGAGUAACUGAGGUGCCAACUCGGCGGGAGGCUGGUGAGCCCCCGAGGCAGGCCACCCAGGGCAGAAGGCCGGGCACGAGGGUCCUUCCCAGCGCCUUAGGUGAGCAGCCACCCUCACAUAGCAGGGGGUCCCACUGCCCAGUCGAGGCAAGAAAGGAUGACCUGACCCUAUUCAGAAAUGUCCUCCAAGGAGGAGUUAAUUCUGGUCGCUCAAGAGAAGUGAGACAUUUCACAUCUCCACAAUACUCUCCACGCCGAAAAUCUUGAUUUGAAAGAGAAAAAAAUCAUGCCUAUGGCUUUGGAAUAAUCUUAUGUGAUUUAAAUACAUUAAAUAUUUAUAGAGACUGGUAAUUCUGUCUUCCCAACCACACCGUAAGCUAAGGGAAAAAAAAAAUCAGUUAGCUCUGUCUUUGUUUGCCCACGCUGACAGCCACAGAGUGGGCGCCUGGUGCUUCUGUUACGGGUUUCCUUGCCAUCCAAGCGUCUGUGAAAUCUGGAACUCCGGGCCGAAUGUGAGGAUAAAAACACUGGGGAGAGGCGGGAGGGAUGUAGGACACACGUCCCACCCAUGAAGAACCAUCCCCCCCAGACACAUUUCCAAACUGUGCUCAGCUUCCGCCAAAGAAUCCAGACCAAAUGUAGUUCUUAUAUUUGGGGAAACAGUUGAAUAAUUGGAUUUUUAAGUUUUUUAAACAUUUUUUAUUAAAGAUGAUUAUU
This is a messenger RNA of Propithecus coquereli (Coquerel's sifaka), 1920 nucleotides long. RefSeq names its product enoyl CoA hydratase domain containing 3 (gene ECHDC3). Gene Ontology annotation, cellular component: mitochondrion. Lineage: Eukaryota; Metazoa; Chordata; Mammalia; Primates; Indriidae. The record is from RefSeq and is a predicted model, not a curated record. The coding region runs from base 116 to 1009 and encodes 297 amino acids. The transcript is spliced from 5 exons. Gene Ontology annotation, molecular function: hydro-lyase activity.